AUGGAUCUCCCUGGGCUGGAGAGUGCUCAUUGCUGGACAGCUAUUCCUAUCUGCUCUAUCUAUGUUCUUUCUGUGCUUGGCAAUGUCAUCAUCAUGUACAUUGUCAAGUCUGUGCCUAGUCUCCACACGCCCAUGUACCUCUUCCUCUCCAUGCUCUCAAUGGCUGACCUAGGCCUGUCAGCUUCCACACUGCCUUCCAUGGCAGCUGUCUUUCUCCUGGGUCAGAGAAGGAUGGAAGCUGCAACUUGCUUUGUGCAACUCUUCUUCAUUCACACUUUCUCAGUCAUUGAGUCAGCUGUUCUACUGGCUAUGGCUUUUGACCGCUGUGUGGCUAUCCGAGAGCCUUUGCGUUAUGCCACCAUUCUGACAACCAAGCGUAUUGGGGCUAUUGGUCUGGCAAUUGUGACCCGUAGUGCUGCCCUCCAUCUGCCCCUGUCUGUGCUCCUCAGACGUCUGCAAUUCCAGCCUGUGAGUGCUCUGGCUCAUUCCUACUGUGUUCAUCCUGAUGUUCUAAGGCUGGCCACAUCCAGAACUCGUGUGAACAGUGGUUUAGGACUCUUUGUAAUGCUCUCCACUCUGGGGCUAGAUGCUAUGCUCAUUCUCCUGUCUUAUGUGCUGAUCUUGAAGACAGUGCUGAGCAUUGCUUCCAAUGCUGAGAGGUUUAAGGCCUUCAACACCUGCAUUUCCCAUAUCUGUGCUGUACUAUUAUUUUAUACACCAUUAGUCAGCCUGUCUAUGAUCCAUCGUUUUGGGAAGAAGCUUCCAGCACAGGUAUAUAUGCUUCUCUCCUAUCUGCACUUUCUUGUUCCUCCAAUGCUCAACCCAAUUGUCUACAGUGUCAAAACCAAAGAGAUUCGAGUACGCGUUCUGAAGAUGCUCCACUGCAAAAAGUUCUGA
Messenger RNA from Orycteropus afer afer, 897 nucleotides. Its product is annotated as olfactory receptor 51G2-like. The record is from RefSeq and is a predicted model, not a curated record. Gene Ontology annotation, molecular function: G protein-coupled receptor activity; olfactory receptor activity. Gene Ontology annotation, cellular component: membrane. Lineage: Eukaryota; Metazoa; Chordata; Mammalia; Tubulidentata; Orycteropodidae. Gene Ontology annotation, biological process: G protein-coupled receptor signaling pathway.